Messenger RNA from Dacryopinax primogenitus, 2966 nucleotides. RefSeq names its product DNA replication factor C large subunit. The transcript has 20 exons. Gene Ontology annotation, cellular component: DNA replication factor C complex; nucleus. Gene Ontology annotation, molecular function: ATP binding; ATP hydrolysis activity; DNA clamp loader activity. Lineage: Eukaryota; Fungi; Basidiomycota; Dacrymycetes; Dacrymycetales; Dacrymycetaceae. Gene Ontology annotation, biological process: DNA repair; DNA replication. Bases 23 to 2890 code for a protein of 955 amino acids. The record is from RefSeq and is a predicted model, not a curated record.
CUGGUCUACACCAUCACUGUCUAUGGCUCCUAAACUGUCCAAAACCGGUGGGGGAGAUAUUCGUUCAUUUUUUGGUGGCCCUGGAAGUUCACAAUCCACGGUUUCACGCAAGACAAACGGUAUGAGUCACAAGCAGCCCAUUGAACUCAGCGAUGAGGACGAUUCAGUUGUCUCGGUGAAUUUCGAAUUGUCUAGCACCGCACCCGGAAAAGCGCUUCCCGACAAAUCCAGGAGUUCUACCGUCUCCCAGAAAACAUCUCCGUCAAACAUUCGCGCUACUGCACCGAUCCUAAAGUCCUCCGCGACAGCUUCGGGUAAACGCAAAAGCAUGCAGUCCUCUGAAGACGAAGACGACUUUCAUCCCAAUAAACCAUCUGGAAAGGUGCCCCGUCUAUCAAAAGCUAGCGUUCCAUCAUCUUCAACAAAAUACGCAUCUAAUAGACGAGAAGACGACAGUGACAAGGCGCUCCACUUGGAAGAUGAUGAUGGGGACGAUUUCAUUGAUGAUGCCGAAGAAGACGAGAAGCCUAUUAAGAAUAAGAAGGCUGCUCCAAAGAGAAGUGCUGCUCCAAAAUCAAAUGCACCUAUUGAAGAGAAGUCCAAGCCCACCAAGUCCAAACCUCUCCCGAAAGAACACAGCGUGACGGAACGGAAGGAGAGUAAAGAAGAAGAGGAGCAGACCGUCAGUAGAACAAAACCCAAAUUCAAUUGGGCAGCCAAGGCCGCUGCUCGCCCGUUGAAUCCUGGUUCGAAAGAAAUCCCUGAAGGACAGCCGAAUUGUCUUGCAGGACUCACGUUCGUUUUCACUGGUGAACUGUCGAGCUUGGCCCGAGAAGAGGCUAUAGAUCUCGUGAAUCGUUACGGCGGACGAGUGACAGGUUCUCCGUCGGGGAGGACGUCUUACGUUGUCAUCGGAACAGAUGCGGGCGCAUCCAAGCUUGCUACCAUCAAGAAGCAUAACCUGGCGACGUUGGACGAGGACGGUUUCUUGGACAUCAUUCGGACAAGGAAAGGUGUAUUGGAUGAAAAGACAAAGGCUAAGCUAGAACAGGAGGAAAGGGAUAUCAUCAAGGCUGCAAAGGAAAUGGAAACGCGAGAGAAGGAGGCAGCGAAACAAAGCAACGCGAAGUUGAAUGGACCCGGUGUAACGUCUCAGGGGCUCGGGCAGCUGUGGACCACGCGAUAUGCGCCGCAGACAUUGAAUGAGAUCUGCGGGAAUAAGGCUGCCGUGGAGAAGUUAGAGAAAUGGUUAGAGGACUGGCCAAAGAACCUUCAUCAGGGGUUCAACAAGGCUGGAAAAGACGGCAUGGGUGUGUAUCGGGCGGUUUUGAUUUCCGGGCCUCCGGGAAUUGGCAAAACCACAAGUGCGCAUCUCGUUGCACAGGUGCAAGGCUACACCCCUAUCGAAGUGAAUGCAAGUGAUGCUCGCAGCAAGAAGCUCAUCAUGAACAGCACGAACAUCAGUAACCAAAGUUUGGAUGGCUGGAUGCAUGGUGGGACGGACACAACUACGGCUGCGGGCAUCGAUAUCAGCGGACGUUCUGUUCUCAUCAUGGAUGAGGUGGACGGCAUGUCCGGCAGUGAUCGAGGCGGUAUCGGCGCAUUGAAUCAACUGAUCAAAAAAACUCGCAUACCCAUCAUAUGCAUCGCAAAUGACAGAACCCUGCAAAAAAUGAAACCCCUCCAAGGUACCACAUACAACUUACCAUUCCGGAAACCCGAUGCUAAGGCCAUACGCUCCCGUAUCAUGAGCAUCCUGUUCAAAGAGAAAAUGAAGAUCCCCCCUAAUGUCGUCGAUCAACUAGUCACAGGCGUGCAGUGUGAUAUCCGUCAAGUUUUGAACAUGCUUUCCACCUGGAAGCUGUCACAAACUAACAUGGACUUCGACGAAGCAAAGCAACUAGCAUCCCUCAACGAGAAGUACUCGACCAUGACACCGUGGGGUGUGCUUGAGAAACUGUUUGGGCCUUACAUGUUCUCUUCUACCUCCCGAGAAAGUCUGAAUGACAAGAUUGAGUAUUAUUUCCAAGAUUAUUCAUUUGUGCCGCUGUUUGUCCAGGAGAAUUACCCAAAAACCGAACCCGCCCUCUGUAGAAAUACGGAUGGCUUUAUGAAAGAGUUGAAGGGUCUGGAACUACUCGAGGACUCGUCGAAAUCGAUGUCUGAUGGUGAUCUUGUGGAUGCGAUGAUCCACGGUCCUGAGCAGCACUGGAGUCUCAUGCCCUUGCAUGCUGUCACUUCAACCGUUUAUCCAGCAUCGAAGGUCUAUGGGACAGGAGGGCACUGGGGCAGCGACAGUAAAUUCUCUUUCCCUGGAUGGCUUGGCCAGAAUUCCAAGAUGCAGGCACUGAGAAGGCAACUUGGGGAUGUUCAGGCGCGCAUGAGGUCAAAAGUCUCUGGAGAUAAGGGCGAGAUUCGGAUGACAUAUGUUCCAAUGAUGACUGCAAGGCUAGUCAAGCCCCUUGUCGAUUCUGGAGCGACCGCAGUGGAUGAAGUCAUCCACACUAUGGAUGAGUAUUUCCUUUCAAGAGACGAAUGGGACACUAUCGUGGAACUUGGUGUCGGCGACAACAGGGGGGAUGAGGUUCUGAAAAAGAUCUCUACUGCUACGAAGACUUCUUUUACUCGGAAGUACAAUAAUACCGAUCAUCCCAUUCCCUUUAACCGUGGCCAAGACAUUGGGGCUAGCCUUACGAGAGGUAAGGCCGAAAAGCCUGAUGUAGAAGAAGCCAUUGAGGUGGAUGAAGAACCCGAGGGGGAUGAGGAGGAUGUACCAAAUGGAAGAAGAAAGGCGAAGGACCCCACCGAUAUUGCUGAUGACAAAUUGCUCAGAGUUGCCAAAGGCAAAGGUUCCGCGAAGUCUGGAAAAUCUGGAAAGGGAAAGAAAUGAUACUUUUGUUACCGACAGUUUCUCCAGAGUGCUCGAGAUGUCGAUCCUGUAUUUUACCCUAUUCAACACAUACAAU